GCUGUAAUUGGAUCCACCUGUGUGUGUCUGGACCGGGAUCAGGAGUUGCCUUCAAAGCCGCUCGAGUUUGUCGUCCGCUGCAAACCUGAUUACGCCAGGAACGCGCCCGCGUCUGUGCCAUGAGGCGUUUGGCUGCAUUUGGGUUUCUCAUUCUGCUGGUGGUCGUUUUGGAGGCAGAGGCUCAAAGCAAAUCCGCUCUAAACAUCACCUCAAAAUGUCUUGGGAACAUCAUGCGUGUGGAUGUUGGACCUCUCGGAGGGAAACUUCUGGACGUUGCGGUUGUGACAAACAGCUCCUCCGUCUUCCUCUCGCCCAGAUCGGCGUCUCAGUGUGGCUUCAGUCUGACGGCAGAUCAGCUGGGGAACGUCGCGAUUUACGCCUCCGUUCAAAACUGUUUCGCUCAGAAUGUGGAAGAUAAAGCCUUUACAACAACACUGACUCUUCAUCUGCACGGACACCAACUGGAUGAAGACGAGCAGUACCAGGUGGUGGAGACCUGCCCAUCCUCAGCCUGGGCCUCCAGGGAGAUCGUCUGUAACUACAACUACAUGGAGGUGUCCGUAAAAAAGGCCUCUGAUGGCGAUUAUCUCCUGACGAACUACCCUGUGAGACGGGCCGAUUCCACGUUGGGUGGUCCCAGAGGAGCAGCAGAGAGACGCCCUGCAGUCGCUGGGUUCAGGGUCACGGGCCUCCUGUUCUUCACUCCUGAGGAGAGGAUGAUGACGGUGAGCGAGGCCCUGAGGAGGGGUUACGCCGUAGACAACACUCCCUCCAGGCUGCUGCUGCGAAGUCCCAAGAACUCGCCCGAAACCUACGUCCAGAACGUGGCAGGGGUGCCGAUGACCGUGCUCAGAACCUCCGCAGUCUUGGAACGGAGGGGGCUGAUGACUAGAACGAACGCAGCGGCUGCUUGUCCGCUAAUGGAGGGCAGCGUUUUCUUCACUCCGGACACAAUCACCUGGUACCUGCCCCGGCGCGUGGACCCGCUCGUCUCCUCCGCCCGCUUCCGGCUGCUGGAGGUGCACGUGGGCGUCGCCGGCCAGAGGCUCCGCCCCUCGGAGGCGGCGGCCAGACGGUUCUCGGUGUCGGUCAACAACGUGCACGUCGUGAUCCGAAUCCCGGUCGGGGCCGUCGGCGGAUACUCGAAGAGUCGCGUGCAGGACAAUCGAUACUUCACCUUUUACACGAUUGAGCUGAUGGUUGAGCUGCUCUGGGUUGAAGGCGCUGAUCGGGACACCAGAUAUAAAGUCCUGUCUCCCAUCACGACGCCGUUGCUGCCCCAACCCGUUCGCGUCACCGACGGCACGGUUCCAGGGGAGCAGAGGUUCAAGGUCAUGGUCGGCCCGUUUGCCACAGACGUGGCGCUGGUCAACAUCACCUUCGCCUCCGAGGUUCUGUCUGUGUCCGACUGCAUCGUCCGAGGCUUCAACCUCAUGGAGCGGAGGUCCCCCAACUACAGCUCUCGGAGCUUCACGCUCGAAGUGCCCUUCGCAGACCCCGUUGUGCUGAAGCUGAGGGAGAACGGCCUGAUGUCCUUCAGGCUCCAGCUGACCUUUGGCCUCCUGGUGCUGCCGGAGUUUGCUCCGUUUUCCCACACUGCUUAUCUGGAGGCAAAAUUAGCAGAGCCCGUGCCGCCCUCGGUCUCCGGCAGCUGUGAUCUUCAGUUCUUCCACGUCCUCGUGGAGUACGGGACCCAAAGCUUUCACACGAUCGUGGGGAACCGGUCGCUGACCUCGGUUCUGGCUCAGCAGUACGGUUUCAGGAGUAACGGAACGCACUUCAGCCUGGUGGUGCCGUUCUCUGCUCCUGAUGUUGCAUUUCAGGCAAUUGAAGGAUCCUACAUCAGGGGCCGACUUAAGGUGAUUUUAAGGUCCCCAGAAACCAACUCCGUGAUCAAAGACUUCUCUCUGGCUUGUAACUUCCCUUCACUGUUGACUGAGUGUUUCCCAAAUGGAACCAUGACGACCUGGGCGGUGAAACUGGAUUUGAUUCCCAGUCUGAACACCAGCCAGCUCACGCUCAGAGACCCGUCCUGUGGUCCCUCGUACAGUGACGAGCGCUUGGCUUACUUCGUCUUCACGGCGACCUCCUGUGGGACAACCAGGAAGUUUCUGUCUGAUGCAAUGCUGUAUGAAAAUGAAAUCUCCUUACCUGAUGAUGUGCUGCAGCAGGUAUCUGAACCUGAGGAGCCUGUGUAUGAGUUAAAGGUUUCUUGUUAUUAUGACCUCAAGACAAGCAACACUGUGGAUUUCCAGAAUGAAAAUCUGCCCAACGAACUCUAUGCUGAAAACACAAAAGGAGAAUUUCCAGUUGCGAUAAGAAUUGCUUUGGACAAGUCCUACAGGACUUUCUACAGAGACGAGGACUAUCCCAUCGCCAAAUACCUCCAGCCUCUUUACCUAGAGUUAGAACUGAUGAGGGCCACAAACCCCAGAUUAUCGCUGGAGGUGGAGAACUGCUGGGCGACUCGGGAGGAGAACCGGAUGUCUCAACCCAGAUGGAACCUCAUCGUUGAAGGGUGUGCAAACGAGGCAGAUCCGUAUUCUGUGGUCUUCCAUCCCGUCUGGACCGAUGCCAGAGUUCGAAAUCCUUCUCACUUCAAGCGCUUCGAGGUGCAGACAUCUGCCUUUCCUGGAAAUGAAGUCUCGGGUUCUCAGGUCUUUGUCCACUGUGAUGUGGUGAUUUGUGAGGCCAGAAUGCCUCUGGGCGGCGUUUGCAACAGACAGUGUCCAAACACUGGAAACAGAAAAGGACACAGAAGAGCUGCAUCACACAUGCUUGGUAUCAAACUAGUGUCGACAGGACCAAUAAAAGUCUAGCAUUAAAGA
Molecule: messenger RNA, 2828 nt
Organism: Betta splendens (Siamese fighting fish)
Lineage: Eukaryota; Metazoa; Chordata; Actinopteri; Anabantiformes; Osphronemidae
Exons: 21
Coding region: 120-2819 (899 amino acids)
Source: RefSeq, a predicted model, not a curated record